AUGAGGACGGCUGGGAGGCCACCGCCACUGUCCCCACUGUCGCCGCUGCCAGCCCGGACGGUGAGCGCCGCCCCCCAUGCCACCACAGCGCGCAGCCCGGAUCUCUUCGAGCGCCUGCAGCACGCCGUGAGCUCCCUGGAGCGCGCCGCCUUCUGCCGCCGCCGGCAGCCCCCGGCGUGGCCGCCGCCCGCCCCGGCCUGGCACCGGGCGCUCCAGGUGAGCCUCGCCACGCCCGCGGUGCCCUCGGCGGCACGGCGGGUGGCGGCGGCGGCGGCGAGGAACGCGAGCCUGCGGACAGCCCUGGGCCAGCGGGACGAGGAGCUGGGCCAGGCCACGACCGCCCUGCGGGCGCUGCGGGGCGAGCGGGAGCGCCUGCAGGGCCAGGUGCGAGACCUGCGGGAGGCUCUGGCCAGGCUGGAGGAGCCGGGAGGGUCUGGCAGUGACACCCCUGGCGUCGGUGACAUCCCCGGGACCGGUGACACCCCCGGGACAGGCGACGCCUCUGGGACUGGCGACGCCCCCAGAGUCGGUGACACUCCCGGGGUCGAUGACACCCCCGGGCCCAGCAGCCCCCCGGGGCACCGGCCCCACGGCCCGCUGUCCCCCCAGCCCUCGGCGGGGCCGGGCCGGGAGCAGGAGGAGCGGCUGCCGCAGCUGCAGGGGAUGCUGGCGCGGCUGCAGGAGGUGAACCGGGAGCUGCUGGCGGCGCUGGGCGAGUGCAAGGGCGAGGCGGAGCGGCUGAGCAUGGAGCUGGGGCGGCGGGAGGCGCGCUGCAGCGGGCUGCGGCUGGCACUGAGCUGCAGGUGGGACAGGGGACACGGGAUGGGGACACAGGAUGGGGACCGAGCGCUGUGGGGGCGCCUACGUCGCCCUCCUGGACCUGUUGCGGGCAAAGGUGGCACCGGAGGGUGGCACCCGUGGGGGGGGGACGCUGGUGUGGUGGGGAGAAUACUGGGAAGAUUCUGGGAAGUUAUCUGGGAGGAUACUGGGGGGAUACUGGGAAUACUGGGAGGAUACUGGGGAGCAAUCAGGGAGGAUGCCAAUGGGAUGUGUAAGGCCCACGUGUGGCAGUGGGGGAUGCACGAGGGAUACCGGGAGGUACUGGAAGGACUUCGGGGGGAUGCAGGGAGCUUGUGGGGCAUCCCAAUGCCCCCCACACCACCUUGCGGGCACCCCUGGGCAGCGGCACUGCCCGCAACGUGCCCAGGAACCGCGGCGGAACCGAGCCCGGGCCACGAACCGGGACCUGGCCCCGCCACACCGGAACAGAGCCUGGACUGCGCACCCGGACCUGGCCUCGCCACACCGGAGCCCUCGGGGCCAGCGGAGCCAGACAGCCGUGAGCACCCCGCGGACAGCCCCGGGGCUCACAGGCCCCGGGGGAUGGAGGAGGGAGCGCUGCGGGAGCUCAUCCGGCGGCUCCGCGCCGAGCAGGCGGCGGUGGAGGGGUCCCUGCUGGACGCCGCCGAGCCCUCGGAGCCUCCCCCGGAGCGCGACCCCCGGGGCCGGGCGGAGCGGGCGCUGCGGGAAGCGCGGGCGCUGCUGCCCGGCUGGAGGCGGCCGGAGAAGGAGGAGCUGCUGCAGGAGCUGGCGGUGCUCAAGGAGGCGCUGGCGGAGCUGCGGACGCGGCUGCAGCUGGCUCAGAAGGAGAAGCGAGCCCUGGAGCUGCUGCUGGCCGCGCACGGGCCCCGCGAGGCCGCGCUGCGCCUCCUGCUGCGGGAACGGGAGCGGCACCGGGAGCGGCACCGGGAAUGGGACCGGGAGCGGGACGGGCGGGACGGAGCCUCCGGCAGCAGCUCCGGCAGCAGCUCCGGCAGCAGCUCCGAGGAGGAGGCGCGGAUGGGGCGGGGGGCAACGAUGGCCCCGGGAAACCCCCCGGACCCCGAGAGAACGAGGGAGGAACUGCUCCGGAUUCGGGCCAGGACGGAGCAGCUGCGUGGCCGUGCCCAGGAGCUGGCGCUGGCCCUGGAGCGGGGCAGCGCUGCCAGCCGUGCCCAGCAGGGACACAGUGCCACCGUCACCCUGGAGCUCCUCCAGGCGCACAGGUCAGCACGGGCCGGGGUCCCUUGGGUGUCCCUGGGUCCUCCGGGUGUCCUGGGUCCCCUCGGUUCCCUCAGUCUCCCUGACUCCCUGGAAGCCCUGACUCCCCUCAUCCCCCUGACUUCUCGCUGGCCCUGGCGUACCGCGGGGCGCGGCGCAAGCAGGCGGAGCAGCUGCGGCGGCUGCAGGCGCGGGCGGCGGCGCUGCAGGGCCAGCACGGCCGCAGGGAGCGAGCCCUGGCCCGGACACUGCGGGAGCUGCAGCGAGGAGGAAUCCCAGCACCCACCGGGAGACGGGUCCGACUGGAUUGACCGCAUUGCAGCCGCAUUUAUGGGGCCGCAGGACCUUUGGGGCCACGGGGACUUUAUGGGGCUGCAGGGAACUUUGGGGCCAUGGGGAGUUUAUAGAGCGCUCCCGGUGCCGGCCGAGCCCCGGGCGUGCCCGAACGGCCGCGGGGGCCCGGGAGGGGCCCCGGCCGCCGCCUCCGGCGCCGAACCGCGCUCUCCAUCCCCGCUCCCCUCGCUCCCGCCGGCCCCGCUGGCCGUUCCCGACCCGCGGGGCGCGGGGGGCGGGGAGCGGCCCCGCCGGUGCCGCGGAGCGCAGGAGCCACCGGGGGCGGGAGCGGCCCCGCAUGCGGCCGGUGCCCGCGGGGGGAUGCGCCGCGCCCCGGCCCCGCCGCCGCCGCCGCCGCCGCAAACUUUCCGCGGGGCCGUGAACCGGCAGGAGGAGGAGGAGGAGGAGGAGAGCGACAAAUCCCUGAGGGGGCGACCCCAAAAAAAUCCCUAA
This is a messenger RNA of Melospiza melodia melodia, 2826 nucleotides long. It is a transcript of the gene USHBP1, whose product is annotated as USH1 protein network component harmonin binding protein 1. The transcript has 16 exons. The record is from RefSeq and is a predicted model, not a curated record. Lineage: Eukaryota; Metazoa; Chordata; Aves; Passeriformes; Passerellidae. Gene Ontology annotation, cellular component: cytoplasm. Bases 1 to 2826 code for a protein of 941 amino acids. Gene Ontology annotation, biological process: negative regulation of canonical Wnt signaling pathway.